AAUAUAACCUAAUAUAUUUAGAAUUUAGAACAAAAAAUGUUGAAAUAAUCUUGGCAUUAAUAUUUUAAAUCAUUCACAAUGAUUGCUCACACGAGGAAAAGAUUCUUGAAAAACAGUAAUACGUGUUACUCCUUGUGGAGCCAAUUUUUUUUUAGCACUAUCAAUGAACCCUCCAAAAGAUUUUCAACAGAUUUUCAAUUCAAAUACUAUUCCCAUACCAGUCUUAAAACUAACAAAGGGAAAAUUACCAGUUCUGAAAAUCAUAACAAUGUAAUCAGGAGGUAUUGCACAGACAAAAAAGUUAAUAUUAAUAUUGGGACUAUAGGUCAUGUUGACCAUGGAAAAACGACGUUGACAGCAGCAAUAACUAAGAUAUUACAGAGGGAAGGUCUCGCCAAGUUUAUGUCUUACGAUCAAAUUGACAAAGCUCCGGAAGAAAAGGCUAGAGGAAUAACCAUAAAUGCUGCUCACAUUGGCUAUAGUACAAAAAAAAGAAACUACGCCCAUACUGACUGUCCUGGUCAUGCAGAUUUUAUCAAAAAUAUGAUAUCUGGUGCUUCACAAAUGGAUGGAGCUAUUUUGGUUGUGGCGGCAGAUGAUGGUGAAAUGCCACAAACAAGGGAACACCUGCUUUUAGCUAAGCAAGUUGGAAUAAAAAAAAUCAUAGUUUAUAUCAACAAAGCUGAUUUAUCAGAUACUGAAGGUUUGGAAUUAGUAGAAUUAGAAAUGAGAGAACUUCUCGAUAAAUAUGGUUUCAAUAGCGAUUGUCCAGUAAUAUUUGGAUCAGCUCUAGCAGCAUUGAAGGGUGAUGAUAAUGAAUAUGGAGAGAAAUCUGUUAGACAAUUACUAGAUGCUAUCGAUAAUUAUAUACCAAAUCCAGAAAGGGAUUUAAAAUCUCCAUUCAUUCUACCCAUUGACAGUGCAUUUACCAUAAAGGGUAGAGGAACUGUUGUAGUGGGAACAAUUAAAAGGGGUAUUAUGAAGAAAAAUCAAGAAUGUGAUUUACUUGGUUUUGAUAGUCAUUUAAAAACAACUAUUUCAGAUAUACAAGUGUUUAAAAAUAGUAUUUUACAGGCAAAAGCUGGGGAUCAUGUUGGACUUUUAUUGAGAGGUGUAAAAUCUAGAGAUGUCUCUAGGGGAAUGGAGUUAGUCCCUAGAGGAAGUCAAGUUUUCACCAAUAGAUUUAAAGGAAAUAUUUAUUUCCUUACACAUGAAGAAGGAGGAAGAUCCAAGCCAAUUGUUAGUAAAUAUAGUCAAAAAUUAUUUAGUAAUACAUGGAAUGUAACAUGCAGACUUGAUUUAGAAAAAGGUGUUGAAAUGUUUAUGCCUGGAGAACAUGGUCCCAUAUAUCUGACCCUACAGUGGAAAAUGGUUAUGACUGUUGGACAGCCAUUCACAAUUAGAGAAAACAAUGUAACUGUUGCUACUGGUAUUAUAACUGAGCUUUUAGAACCCAUAUAUGUAAAAACCACACUAGGCAAAUUGGAAUUGUCUGGUUAAUUAUUAUUCAAUUCAAAUUUUUCAUAAGUGUAUAUAAAUUUAUGCUAAGAAUUGUUUGAAGAUUCAUAAAAAUAAAACUAAUUGUGUUAUUAAA
Molecule: messenger RNA, 1594 nt
Organism: Harmonia axyridis
Lineage: Eukaryota; Metazoa; Arthropoda; Insecta; Coleoptera; Coccinellidae
Product: elongation factor Tu-like
Exons: 5
Coding region: 79-1500 (473 amino acids)
Biological process (GO): mitochondrial translational elongation
Cellular component (GO): mitochondrion
Molecular function (GO): GTP binding; translation elongation factor activity; GTPase activity
Source: RefSeq, a predicted model, not a curated record